AUGGAUUUGAUACUGUUCGAACGGCAAGAAGCGGCUCUUUGUGCUCAGCACGCGUUGAAUAUGCUCAUACAGGAUUCAAUAUUUUCGCCGGAGCAGCUCUCCGUGAUUGCGCGGAGGCUCGACAUUGAGGAGAACAGCAUGCUCGAGCAGGGCGCCCAGAACGCUGUCAGCCAGAAUAUGACCGAUAGUGGAUAUUUUUCGAUACAGGUGAUAGCUGAAGCAUUGAAGGCGUUUGAUCUGGAAAUCCAUAAUAUUGAGCAUCCAUCGAUGGUGACAUACAAAUCGGAUCCAUUAAAAGCCAGAGCAUUUUUGUGCAAUCAUAACGAGCAUUGGUUUGUUCUACGAAAAUUUGGAAAUCAAUGGUUCGAAUUGAAUUCGAUCAAAAAUGGUCCGAAACUCCUUUCGGACACUUAUGUUGGAAUCCUUUUACAUCAGCUGAACGCCGAAGGAUAUUCGAUAUUCGUCGUCGUUGGUCAGCUUCCGGAAUCAUUAGCCGAUCAGGUGAUCGCUUUAUGUCCUGUCGAGCCGUCGCUUGUGAAAAAAUCGCCGCCGAAGGAGUCGAACAUGAUCCAGAAGUUGUUCGACUCGGUUGGAAGAAAGCUUGGAACAACGUCGAAUAUUUCUGCUGCCGAUCAGGAGGAAAAGGAUCUGGCGAUUGCGAUGGCGAUGUCAAUGGGGAAUGAGACGCCUUCCUCUGAUGAGGAUAUGGAAAUUGCCAUACGUGCGAGUAUCGCAGACUUUGUCAAACAGAACAUGGAGGCCGAACCGUCGACUAGUCAGCAACCUUCAACAAGCAACCAAGAUUUUUCGAGUUAUCAAGAAAAAAUCGAAGAAACUCCUAUUCUUUCAAAUAAAUCGAACGACGAUAAAGAUGAACUUGAUCAAGAGAAAUCUAUCGAAUCAAUUGAAAAGAAGGAUUAA
Messenger RNA from Caenorhabditis bovis, 921 nucleotides. NCBI's taxonomy places the organism in Eukaryota, Metazoa, Nematoda, Chromadorea, Rhabditida, Rhabditidae. The record is from the annotation of a GenBank genome assembly.